UCCAGCCUUUGCUCAGCCUGUGUGCAUGAAAACAACGUUUACAGCAGAAUAUUUCAGAUUUUGUACAGGAACGAAGAGAUCAUUCUUAAUGAAUCGAUGAACUUCAGAGUACAUCUGCUUCUGGAUGGUGAAAGGGUGGAAGAUGCAUUGAGUGAGGCAGAUUUUCAGCUCAAGUUGGACCUGCAUUUUACUGAUAGUGAACAACAGCUGAGAGAUGUUCCAGCCAUCCCCAUGAUCAGCAGCCGUACACUGUGUCUUCACUUCCACCCCCAGAGAGGUCUGCACCACCAUGUUCCUGUCAUGUUUGACUAUUUCCACCUGUCAGUGAUAUCCGUCACGGUGCAUGCGUCACUGGUAGCAUUACACCAGCCUCUGAUCAGAUAUUACCAGAUAAGAGCUGGACUGAAGAUUCCAUCCAGGAUUCCCCACAGGCUGUUUGCUACAACUGCAGGACAGACAGGUAAACUGGUCCCUGAGGAAUGGGAAGUGACUGCAGAUGGUGUGGUACAGAGAAGGAGGAUGUGUGUGGGGAAUGGGUGA
Messenger RNA from Meleagris gallopavo (turkey), 540 nucleotides. Lineage: Eukaryota; Metazoa; Chordata; Aves; Galliformes; Phasianidae. The record is from RefSeq and is a predicted model, not a curated record.